This is a messenger RNA of Pecten maximus, 2345 nucleotides long. RefSeq lists its product as uncharacterized. The record is from RefSeq and is a predicted model, not a curated record. The coding region runs from base 97 to 1341 and encodes 414 amino acids. The transcript has 2 exons. NCBI's taxonomy places the organism in Eukaryota, Metazoa, Mollusca, Bivalvia, Pectinida, Pectinidae.
GGUUGGUUUUCCGUCCUUGCGGCACAUUACCUUGACGGGUUCGGAUCUACGGAGUGUUGAUACUGGAGGUUGUUGUGUGGAUGUAAACCUGUCGAUAUGAAGAGUUUCAACAAGUUGUGUUGGAUGUCUGCUCUCUGCUUCCUGGGUGGUGUUAUCCUGUGGCUGGCGACAACAAACUUCUCUACAAUUACCGGAUCUGAUACCCAUCGUAAACCGGAACCUCGUAAACCGGAACCUCGGCAAGAGGCACCACUAAUGCUACAACCACUGAUAACGGAACCGGGACCGGAACUGAUGAUACCGGAAAAGGAAGGUCGAGGUACAGGUGGUUACCUAGUGUACGACUGUAGCCAUAGACAUAACAAGUCAUGUGGCGGCUGGUCAGACAGACUGACCGGUAUAUUGUGUACGUACGUGCUGGCAAAACUGACCAACAGAACUUUCCUUAUCAAUUUUGACAAUCCUUGUAAACUGGAGGACUACUUCGAUUUUAAGUCCUAUGAUUGGAGGUACAAUAAGACCUUGUUAGAUCACGAACCUUCCCAAUAUUAUGAUUACAUGAACGACAAGGUCAAGCCACUCAUGAGUCUGUUGGUAAGAUCCAAUUCCACACAACCCAUAAAGGCCCUGUUUACCAAACGCGUCAGUUUUUUUCGGAUUAACUGGGACAUAACGCCUGAGUUUCGAAAAUUUCUCCACAUUGACGAGUACGUCCCAUGGAUAUCAACACUCCACUUCGCUGAUAUAAAUCGUUAUAUAUAUGAAUUAUUUCUCAAGCCGAAACCUUUCUUAUACAAAGCGAUCAAUACUGUUUACAAAACCAAAAAAGCAGACAAAAUAUUUUGUGCCCACAUCCGGAUGGGGAGAAGUUCCACUUUCCCUAGGGAUAGCAUAGUACGGAAAACUCCAGAGGAAGUUCGGAUCAUGUUCGAUUUUAUAGAGAAAAUCGACAAACGUUCUCAUGACUUGUUUCUAGCUACAGAUAACAUUGAUAUACAAAAACGGUUCUAUAGUCAAUACUCAGGAGACUUGAUUUUAGACAUGCCCGGCCGACUAACACAUAUAGACCAAGCGUUUACUGGCGAUGUGUGUGAAGGUUUUUAUAAACAACUUCUUGACUUCCUGUUUCUACAGACUUACUGUGACAAACUCGUCAUCACCAACAGUGGGUUCAGUAUGGUGGCCGCCUACCUCCGAGAUAUCCCCGGGGGACUCUACUGCUGGACUCCUCGCGCAGUCAUCACGUGCUCUCGGUAUACUAUACACGACUUCUUCCCUUUACCAUUACUGGGGCCCCCGAGGGAAUACAACGCCCACGGGAAAAUUACCCGACUCGGAUGAGAAAUAAGGUGUAUUCGUCUCGAAUUGUUAUUUACUCUCUGUUGGGUUCACCCUAAAACCUGGAAAUUAGACAUAAACAGCCAGGGCAACUAUAAUGGCGGUACCCAUGUAGUAGUAGGUGACUUCCCUACUGAAAAACAUAUGGAAGGUAUUUAGAGCAAUACGGUAAAGAGUGUCCUACCUAAGGACACAACCACGACAGCAAACAUCGGUCCGUGUCCCAGCUUCUCGAGAAACACAACCCACGUGGGAACAUCGAAUCACAUACCUCGGAUUUUUCACCUGAGGCCACGAGGCCGGUGCUCUAACUACGUCGCACUGUAUUCCUCUCAAAAUGUGACCUAAUGUCUCUAUGGACUGGGGUUUAUCCUGGAUAUUAGCCAAUGGGGUGCCACUGUAUUGUAUAAACACUGGUGAUGUUGUAGAAAAGUCUGGGUACCUGUAAUGUACGAAACGAAAGCAAAACGAAAACAAUUUCUGUAUCGUCAAACUUUGGCAAUGUGGGGAUUUGCUCAUAUAGUCCAGUUGUCGUUAACUGUGUAGACUGUUUCUGUGUAAGUAGGACGGUUUUCUGUGUUAUAUGGAGUGUGUACUGGUUGAUUAUCGAUCUUGUUAACUGUACAAGUAGUUGUAUAAUCAUUGAUCUGAAUGUUUAUAUUUAAUUUACCACAGACAACAUUACGUUGUUAUGGUAUACAGUACCUAUCGAUUAGAGUUAUCUCCCUUGUCAUACUUCAUUUUCUCCUAAGACAAUACAUAUAGGCCAUGACUUAUCUAACGUAAUCGUUAAGAUCAAAGUAAGCUUUGACUGUUCUACUGUUUAUUUCUGGGACUUAGACAUACAAUCACACAUUUAGUCUCAGAACUUACCAAUUCGAUACUUAGCUUAGACUUACUGAGACUGUAUGUGUGUGAUUGUAUGUGUGUGAUUGUAUGUGUGUGAUUGUAUGUGUGUGAUUGUAUUUGUGUGAUUGUAUGUGUGUGAUUGUAUGUGUGUGAUUGUA